Coccidioides posadasii C735 delta SOWgp is the source of this 4172-nucleotide messenger RNA. Lineage: Eukaryota; Fungi; Ascomycota; Eurotiomycetes; Onygenales; Onygenaceae. The record is from RefSeq and is a predicted model, not a curated record.
AUGGAGCAUCCAGGAAUCUUUCGGCGCAAUGCCAUUUCUCGGUUUGCUUUAUUCAUCGCACUGUUCAUGAACUGUAACCUAACAUUUGACUUCCUUAGAGCCCGAGCCCGUCCGGCCUCGACAAGUGAAUCCAUUCAACAACGCAUUGGCGAAGGUCUUCCUUCUCACCCCGAGUAUCCGUAUGAGGAGUACAAUCCUUUCUCUUCGGAGUCAGAUAUCAAGGAUUGUUCUGUUGAGGAAAAAGGUUUCCGCCAUUUUCACAGUGCAGCUCAACCAGGAGUCUCAUUUUCUGUUGAUGUGGAUAGGAUCCCUUUAAGAAGACAAGGGAGUGACAAACCACAUAUAAGCCUUCCUCAGGCAUAUCAAAGUUCGAAACAUCAAAGCAGUGUCGGAACACAUGAUCUUUGUGUUCCAGCUGCAGCAGACUAUACACGAGAAACUGUUAAGCUAGCAGAGCGGUGUGCCCAAGAAGCUCUCGCUGCAUUCCACGAAGGGCAGGGCCACGCAGAGCCGAGUCGAUCUCAAUUUUUACAAGGCACUGGAGCCCAAUUUGAUGGCGACGAUAGCCUCCCCUCCCAGCAACUAGGUCAGAGCCGUAACCAGUAUACACCUUCAUUAUACUCUGAAUCUGAGCUUAUUGGUACCGAUUGCCUUGCAAAUCCAGCCGGGCAGCGAGUUGGCCCCUAUCGAAGCGCGUGCGAGUGCUGCCGUAUACCCCGUCUUCACGAACAGGAUUCGGAUUUAGACUUUAUCCGACAGCCUCCACGACCCCUUCAUUCUCCUGUGAUAAGUUUACAGCCACCUAAUCUUCAGGUUGAAAAACUUCGCUCUCGGAAAACUAGUCCCCCGAGGGUUGGCCCACCAAGCCGACAGCUCACAAAAUUCCCUCAUCCACACCAGUUCGACACUUCCAGUAAUCGGGCGCAAUUUGACCCGCUCAAUUUCUUCCCUUCUGCUGCUAAUUCUCACGGUAAACUCGAACUUCCAGGUCGAGCUCCUGGGCUACGCCGGGUUACUGAGCCUGCUGGUAAGCCUAAAGACGACAUUCCACAGAUUGUUGUCGAGCCUUCAGGUUCCCACCGACGGAGCGUUACUCAGCCCUGUAUUGCUCUCGAUAACGCAGUCGUUUUCAACGGACGCGAAGGUAGCCUUGUUCUUCCAGCGGAAGUCGACGCGCCAGCCUCCCACCCUCAGCACGUACCGACAUCCUCUGUAACUUCGAAACAUCGAAAGAGGAGCAUCCACCGGCUGGCGGAGUCAUUCAAGAAGCUCUUUCUGCCUCGAAGUACACCUGAGACUCCCGAUAUUCGUGCAAAGCAUUUGAAUUCAAAGUCAGGUUCAGAUAGGCAAAAACCCAGCCUUCCAAACAGGUUCUUUAGACGUAAUUCCCAGCAUCAACAACAGCUGCUAGGAAACGCGCGUAUACCAAGAACAGAACAACCACCUCUUCCAAAAAUGGAUCGUUCAAGGUUUCUGGAUCCAUCGUUGGCCAUGAUGGCACUGACAAAACAGAAAUCAGAAGCGAUGCGACUUGCUCGAGAACAGGGUGCAGCCGUCACUGAGAUGUGCCGACGCGCAAAAACUGAAGUUCCUCCAUAUACGUUCGAAGAGCUGAUUGGAAAAGGGUCAUAUGGUAGAGUGUAUAAAGGGCGUCAGCUGUCAUCCCAGAAGUUGGUUGCAAUAAAGGUAAUGGAUAUAGACACACUCGAUUAUAAGGCCAUGAGGGAUUUGAAAGAUGAGUCCAUUAAGGACUUUAUUCACGAAACCAAAGUCUUGCAGCAAGUCAAAGAUGCGGGAGCAAAGAAUAUCAACAUGCUCAUUGAGGCCGUCUCCAUCCACUCACAAUUAUGGCUUAUUUGCGAGUAUUGUCCAGGUGGCAGUGUUAAGACUCUGAUGAGAGCAACUGGGGAUAAGCUCGAUGAGAAGUUUAUUAUACCUAUUGCAAGGGAGCUAGCUGAGGGCUUAAAAGCCAUUCAUGAUGCCGGGAUUAUUCACCGUGAUGUGAAAGCUGCGAAUGUUCUUAUCCAUGAAGAAGGAAGACUCGAGAUCUGUGACUUUGGGGUAGCCGGAGUGCUCCAAACCAAGCUUGAUAAACGAUCGACAUGGAUUGGCACCCCUCACUGGAUGCCGCCAGAAAUGUUUCCAAAUAGAGCUGUGGAGCCCCACCAGUAUGGAAGCGAAGUUGAUGUCUGGGCGUACGGAUGCACACUGUUUGAAUGUGCAACAGGAAAUCCCCCCAACGCGACUUUACGUGAGCGAAUGCAAAUUGGUCGCCAGCUGAAUCGGUUCGCUCCAAAGCUUGAGGGCGACACCUAUUCUGAGAACUUGCGAUCACUUGUAUCGUACUCACUUACCUCUGAUCCCAAGACACGCCCCUCAAUGAAAGACAUUUUAGAACAUGAAUAUAUUGUGGGGUCAAGCGAUACACAUCCGACAGCUAUUCUCAGCGAGUUGGUCCGAAUAUAUUACCAGUGGUCGCAACGAGGCGGACAGCGGAUCUCUCUAUUUAAUCCCGGUGGUGCGUUAGCUGCCGAAAUGCCGGAUCCCGCUAGCACGCUAGAAAAUGAAGACUGGAAUUUUAGCACCACUGCCGGCUUCGAGAAGCGUCACUCAAUACUAGACUUGGAUGAACUAUCCGCUUCGUUAGCUGCUCUGGAUGAGGCUCUUACUCCUACAGCCGCUCCGCGUGCUUUUGGUCAGCCCUCUGAAAUGACUCCAGACGAGAAGGCCAAUUUUGACGAACGCGUCAAACGAGGAGCCGCAGCGAUGGAAGGCCUAUUUAACGAGUCAAAGCCAGACUACAAGUAUGAAACCAAGAAUGAUUUUGUACCAGUGCAGAAGCAGCGGCGUUCCUCGGAUUUGCCUCUUCGAACCGAUACUGAUAGAUCAUCGGUCACAUCAACUUUCAUCGACAUUAACCUUGGGGACUAUGAAUCUGCACAUUAUGCAGCUGGCUCCGCUUCGAACAAUCCUCCGUUUCAACUAGCAGACCCCGAUACCAUUCGAGCAAAUCGCUCUAGCGCUCGUCUUUUCCGCAAUUCAUCAAGUUCCAGCAGUGCAUCUCAAGAAUUCCAACCUCGUGGUCCGCGUCCACCUACAAUGGAAUGGACCUUUGAAUCGGCGACACGUAUAACUGAUGAACCCGAGACUAUGACCCAAGGAAAUCUUGAUGAUCGCUCUGCAUCUGAAGAUGGAACAUUCAAAUCAGAUAAGCGCGAAACCAUGACCUGGACCUUUCCAAUUAUGAAUGCAGAUGAAGGUGCCCCUGGUGACGAUCCCGUGGUGGAGGACGGGCCUAUUGGGGGUGAAGCUGAAGAGCACAUUGACCCCGACACCAUUUACCCUUGGAGAGCCGAUCUAGAAGGCACGAUUAGGGGUCCAAAUCAGCCCUUCCCUACCCUUCAGCCACCACCCCUCGGGAGGAGACGUUCUAGCCGGGCUGAAUCUCCCGGUGGUUCACGUCCUUCAACCGCUUUAUCUGCGCAGUCUGACAUGGAUCGAGACCCAUUUAGGUUUGACGGAGCAUCGAGCCCAUCUAACCCUGGCACCCCUCAUGAAGAGCGCCAUACGCCCACUGACCGAUUUCCAACCAUGCCGCCUUCCAGCUUGUACGAGGACUAUGAAUCCUCAACGCUCGUAGGGUCGUUUAACGACUAUCCAGGCACCAGCUGGAGUCGCGAGACCACGUUGAGGAACGGAACCUCUACGGAGCAAAGACGCCGAUCGGUGGUCUCAUCUCUGUACUCUACGGAUGCCAGACUGGGUGAACCCGUCCUGGAAGCAGAUAGGCCAUCGUCUCUCUAUUUCCCAGAGCCCAUGCCUCCUAGUUCCGAAUCUCUUACUGAGGGGGGUAGCGAAGACACGGUUUCUGCCGAACUAGACCGUCUGCUCGGGGACCUUAUCCAAGGACUGGCUUCCACGAGAGAGGCCUUUGCUGCAGCUGACAAUUUAGGAACAGCAAGGGGGGGUUGAGCCGGAGGGGGGCGAAGGCCUCUUAACUCUCUUCAUUUACCCUUUUCUCUAGAGCAUUUUCUUUUCUUCUUUUUUUUUCCCCCCUUAAAAAGCCGGAGUUUUAUGUGGGAACUUUAGGGCUUGCCAUGAAGGUUUUAGAUACUCAUUUUGCGCGUGGAAAUUUUGCUGUUAAUGGAAUGAUUAAUGACUACUUUCAACCC